CCCUUAUUGGUUAGAGUGUGAUGUUCUUGCCUGAGCAGGGAUUUGAACCCCAUUCUGCAGAUUUAGAGGUGUAGAGACUUUAAAAAGUGCAUUGGAGUGUUUGUUCCAAAUAUAAAUUACUGUAAUUUUUUUUUAGGUUUUAGGAUUAUUUUUACUUUACAUGGCUCAUAAAUACGAUAAUAAAUGAACCACUAAUAAAGAGACACUUGGGCCAAAAUAAAAAAAACGUAACCACCAUUUCAUCUGUUGUAAAAGUGGCUACUGGUCUCCUACAGUGACGCCACAAUAAUAAUGAGAGUGAGAUUUUUUGGUUGAAAGACUAAAUCCCCUUCUGAUGAUGCAUCUUGAAGGUGGGAUGAGCUUCCGUUGUAUACUUGUCUAUAGUUUUUAGCCUCUGCAUCAGUCAGUUUGUUUAUCGGGUUUGAGGGGCUCUCCCAGAACACUAACAUGACAAAUAACAGAAAAUUGAUUCAAAAUAUUCAUAUCUCUUUAAUACUAACCCUCAAAUGGCAAAAUCAUUGUGAUAAGAGUAACCUGCUUAUCUCUGUUUCUCUUUUGGUAGAACCAGAGAACAACCCUGGAGGAUGUUCAUCUGGCAUCAUAGUUCACCUUUUUUCUGCUUUAUUUUAGGCGAAAAAAUGAUCUGAGCCAAGAAAAUUCUCCUAAAGGUAUUAAGCAAAUCUGAGACGGUCAGUCGAGAGGCCUUGGGUGAUUUCAAAUAAAUUUGACCCUUCAUUUGAAUGAAUAGUACAUCUGCUAGCCUACCACUCAUAACUGCGUCCAUAGGCAUGCUGUUCUCGUAUGCAUACAGCACAAAUUCUUUGCUUUUAAAUCAGUUUAAGAGCAGGCCUUUGCUUUCACAUUGACGCACCAGGAGAUCCACUGACCCCAUAUAUGGCUUCCUAACCCACGUUAGAACAAAAGGCGCUAGUUCCAGAGGGGACAGAAUGAACAGUCGGGUGUGCGUUUGGGGGGAAUUGUUUUGACAGAAGCAUUCAGGAUCUUUCCCUGAAACAAAGCAGGAAUUAGAUGUGGACAAUGAGGAGAUUAAAGGUGUUGACGCUUGUACAGUAGAAUGGACGCAUAAUGUUCGGAAGUGGGCUGCCAAGCUGGUACGUUCCAGAGCCUAAUAUAACCUAUACAAGCAGAGAGAGGGGGCCAGAGGGGCAAAGCGACUGCACACACACAGCACCACAGCUGCUGUAGAGGGUUGGGAUCAGCUGUUCUGGGCUCCAUAAGCCCCUUUACCUCAAGAGGAGGUGAGGUUUGAAUACUUGGAGAAACACUGGAGAACUUCACCACGCAGCAACAAGCGGGUUCCCGUGCUCCCCUCUCCCACUUCCUCCGGCCUUUCUUCCGCUUCUUUGAAAUGCACCCGCAGCGGCCCCUGCCCCAGGCCAUGCCCUCCUCAUUGGGGCAGAACCUGAGGGACGCCGCUCUCGGCUUCGGCCGGGGCAAGAACCUGCUGGGAGGGAACAUCGCCUACGGGGUGAUCCAGUCUCUGAAAGAGUGCCUCUACUUUCUGCUCUGCUGCUGGUGCAUCAAAGAGAUUCUGGACUGAGGCAUGAGAGGCAGCAGGGGGGCAGGCUGGAGAAGUUAUUACAAUAGUAUUAGUUAAAAAUGCCGUCUGUAAUCCCUGGCCCCCCUGAAUCAUUCAGGGUUUCCCCACCCUGGGGUGCCUCUGACUGGAGAGAUGAGAAAUGGAGGGAUCUUUCUCACUUUGUAUGCUGUUUGCCUCUUAACAUUUUGGUUUUGGAGCCUGAUGGUGCGCUGAGGAGCCUGCUGUUGGAGUGUCCAUGACGUUUUGAAGUAGAAGAACAGCCGGACAGCAGAUGCAGUACGAUGUAGAAGUAAUGGCCUUGUCAUGUCCUUGAUUCCAAAGGGCCCUGAGCCAAAACACGAAGCACCGGUCCCUGAGGGCGAAAGGCCAGACGACCUGCAGUGAACCUGAGCUUCAGUGUAGUGCAUUAAAAUAAUGCACACAUGUGAUGUAGCUCACCGUGGUGCUUGGUUUCAAAUAAUAAAGGCAACAUUGUAAAACUGGCAUGGCUUCACAUUGUGCUUUACACAGUGUCUAAUACACACUGCACAGAAAAAAAAAUACUCAAGACUGUUUUACUGAUCAGUUUUCAAAUAUUUCAUCC
Messenger RNA from Colossoma macropomum (tambaqui), 2144 nucleotides. Its product is annotated as lens epithelial protein. Gene Ontology annotation, biological process: multicellular organism development. The record is from RefSeq and is a predicted model, not a curated record. Bases 1370 to 1561 code for a protein of 63 amino acids. The transcript is spliced from 2 exons. NCBI's taxonomy places the organism in Eukaryota, Metazoa, Chordata, Actinopteri, Characiformes, Serrasalmidae.